CUGUGGGGUCGGUAAUGGAAAAUAAAGACAGCAGAGCAACCUGCAGGAACUGUAUGCCAGAAAGAUCCAGGAUGAUGUGAAGCAUAACAAGUGAAGACCUGGGAAAGGGGCUAAGCGAGGAGGUGAAUACAUUUAUUCCACUUGCCCCCCACCACUCUCUGCCCCCAUCCUUUGGCAUCAGGAGUUGUUAUCUUCUGCUGAAUUGGGAAGAGCUGAACUAACCAGGAAUGUCACCUGUAGAGAAGAGCCUAUUUCAGAGGACAGUAUGGAAUGUGAGGCAUUAACCAUCACCAGCAAGGAACAACAAAAGAAGAGAAACAAGACAGAAAUGAAAGAAGAGGAAAGGCAACUGUACUGGAAAAGGAAGGAAAGAGAAAGAGGUAAAAGGGAACUUCUGAAUUAUGUCUCUAUAGUCAUGGCGGUGUUACUGUAUUUAUUUAUUGUAUAUGUCUCUGUACCAUUGAGUGUUCGACUAUUCCCUUCAAUAAUAAGAAAAUUUGUAUAUCUCAAUUUUUUGGCUUACCCUUUUGGAGUAGAUUAUAAUAAGCCUGAGGUAUUUCUAAAGAACACCCGAAACUUCUAUCUUACCUCUGAACCAGGAAUCACUUUUGGCAUUUGGUAUACUCUAGCAGACAACAGACGGAAGGAAGCUGAAGGAAAAGACUUCAGCUGGUAUGAAGAGGCCCUCGCAGAUGAUAACCCCAUCAUCAUCUAUCUCCACGGCAAUGGGGGUACCAGGGCAACAAGUCACCGAGUUAAUUUCAUAAAGGGAAUGAGUGAUGGUGGCUUUCAUGUCUUGACUGUGGACUACAGAGGCUAUGCAGACUCUACUGGUAAACCUAGUGAAAAAGGCUUUACAACAGAUGUUCUCUGCCUUUACAACUGGAUAAAAGCACGGAGUGGAAAUAGCACAAUCAUCUUCUGGGGACACUCCCUGGGCACCGGAAUUGCUACCAAUACUGCCAGAAAGCUGAAAGAACAAGAAGGUAUCAUAGUGGAUGCAAUCAUCCUGGAGGCUGCUUAUACCACUAUUCGGGAUGCAGCUGCCAGCAUCCCACUAACAACAAUCUACCGCAAGUUUCCUGGCUUUGAAUAUUUCAUUUUGGACACCAUGGCCCGAGCUGACAUGUUCUUUCUGAAUGAGGAAAAUGUUCAAGUGUUAUCUAGUCCUAUUUUGAUCUUGCAUUCAGAAGAUGACAAGAUGAUACCUAUACAACAAGGAAGAAAGCUUUUUGAGAUCACAUACGGUGCCUCUGAGAAGAAAGACAACAUCAAGUUUCUUUCCUUCCCACCUUCCAUGGGUUUGGGGCACGACCACAUCUCCUCUCAUCCCGAGCUUGCUUCCAUUCUCAAAGACUUCCUCAAGAGCAUUACGUAGGAUCAGCAAUCAAGUGGACAGUGACUUUGCAGCAACCUCAAGGAGACAUCUGUUCUUGCCACGGAUAUUAAAAUAACGAACAGUUGGAAGAUAAAAAAAGUGGAUUUCAGUUUAUUUUAUCAGGUGAAAUUUGCAGAUAUACGUUACAGAACAUUACUGGGCAAAAAUACAGGAGCUUUUGAGUCUAGCAAAGAUUUCUUCUUUUUAUAUAAAUGCACCUCAUCUUGAGUGCUAUAAGCCUUAUUUCAGCAGAACAUCUUUUUUGUCUCAGCAUGUCUUCUUACUCACAGUUAUGUUGCCAGUAUGAAUCAAUUUGAUUUAUAGUGUACUAUACAGGGCAACUUCCUUAAAGGCCCAAUGCUGUCAAUAUCUGCUAAAAGGGACAAGGUGUUCUUCAGAAUACUUCAAAUAACUAUCAUUGCUAAGUAGGAACAUAUGCUCGCCCUUUGAAAGAAGAACAUGUAAUCCAGAUUCUAUACAAAACAAUACAAAUUCUGUGUUAACGCUG
Crotalus tigris (Tiger rattlesnake) is the source of this 1886-nucleotide messenger RNA. RefSeq names its product abhydrolase domain containing 12B (gene ABHD12B). Gene Ontology annotation, biological process: monoacylglycerol catabolic process; phosphatidylserine catabolic process. Gene Ontology annotation, molecular function: monoacylglycerol lipase activity; phosphatidylcholine lysophospholipase A1 activity. The coding region runs from base 266 to 1378 and encodes 370 amino acids. The record is from RefSeq and is a predicted model, not a curated record. Gene Ontology annotation, cellular component: endoplasmic reticulum membrane. Lineage: Eukaryota; Metazoa; Chordata; Lepidosauria; Squamata; Viperidae. The transcript has 14 exons.